UCAACUAAAUUUGUUGUACGAGAUCUCAUUUAUAUAAGCAGACCAAUUUGGGACACAAGUCAUGCACCAGAAUUCAAAAUGAUUGCUCACUAUUCUUCAGUUGACAUGAAUUCAUCGCAAUUGUGUUCAAUUCAUAACUGGAAGAAGCGAUCCAAAGAAGUCAAAGUCAUCGAUGCCUUCAUAUUCUCCAUAGAACUCGACUUAUUAGAGAUCAGACUCAACGAGUUGUGGCCAUAUGUCGACCUCUUUGUUGUCUUAGAAUCAAAUAAAACAUUUACGGGUAAAUCAAAACGUCUUUAUUUGAGGGAAAAUAUGAACCGAUUUUUGUGGGCAAAAGACAAACUCAGAUAUCACUCAUACAAUGGUUUAGUAGAUCUUAAAUCCGGUGAAAAUCCAUUUUUCAACGAAAAUAAGAUGCGAUUGCAUAUGAAUGUUGUGAUCGCAAACUAUGCCAAAUCGGGUGACAUUAUUAUUGUCUCGGAUGUCGAUGAGAUACCGACACCACAAGCCGUUCAUUUGGUCAAACAGUGUACCGGUUUUCCUCAGUCAAUGCAUUUACAAUUGAAUACAUAUUUGUAUUCAUUUGAAUUUUUCUUCAGCACCGAUGAUAGCUGGAGGGCACACAUCCAGGUAUAUGACUACUCAUUUGCCUACAGUCACGGACGGAUAUCCGACUAUAUGCUGGCCGAUUCAGGUUGGCAUUGCUCAUUUUGUUUUCGUUAUUUAUCGGAUUUUAUAUUCAAAAUGACAUCCUAUUCACACAAUGAUAGAGUAUUAGAUAGAAAAUUGUUAAACAUUAAUGAAAUCCAGAGAAAGAUCUGUACCGGCGAUGACUUGUACGACAUGUAUCCCGAAGUCUAUACGUUUAGAGAAAUGAUCGCAAAGUUUGGUUCAAUACCUAAAUCCAAAUCAAUGACUCGUUUGCCAAAACAUGUUAUCGAAAAUAGAGAAAAAUUUGUAUUUUUAUUACCCGACGGUUGUUUGCGUGAAGUAUACCAUCAAACCAAUGUUUUUUGA
Molecule: messenger RNA, 1017 nt
Organism: Oppia nitens
Lineage: Eukaryota; Metazoa; Arthropoda; Arachnida; Sarcoptiformes; Oppiidae
Product: beta-1,4-mannosyl-glycoprotein 4-beta-N-acetylglucosaminyltransferase-like
Exons: 3
Coding region: 79-1017 (312 amino acids)
Biological process (GO): N-acetylglucosamine metabolic process; protein N-linked glycosylation
Cellular component (GO): membrane
Molecular function (GO): beta-1,4-mannosylglycoprotein 4-beta-N-acetylglucosaminyltransferase activity
Source: RefSeq, a predicted model, not a curated record